This is a messenger RNA of Tetranychus urticae (two-spotted spider mite), 1976 nucleotides long. RefSeq names its product lipase member K-like. The record is from RefSeq and is a predicted model, not a curated record. Gene Ontology annotation, molecular function: hydrolase activity, acting on ester bonds. Gene Ontology annotation, biological process: lipid metabolic process. NCBI's taxonomy places the organism in Eukaryota, Metazoa, Arthropoda, Arachnida, Trombidiformes, Tetranychidae.
AAAUUAUUAUUUUUGAAUUUACAAUGCUAUGGUAAAUAAAAAAUGGCUCUGUUGAUUCAAUUCAAGCUUUGCUAUUAAGACUGAUUAAAAUGAGAAGCCAAGGUAAAAAUGAACCCAUGACAAGUCAAUUAACACUUGCAAAUCUAUUUACUCAUCUGGCUAAAGGUUUUGAAAGGCUUUCUGGUUAGACUUAUGUGUUAACCAAAGUUUUUAGGUUUAACCAGAUCAGUCAUUUUGGUUUUUUUGUGUUAUAAUGUAUUUCGUCAAAUUGAUAUUAAUCGUGUUCUUGUGGAUUGAAAUUGACUGUAAACCUCGAUCUUCAAACAGCACUCUUCCAUUGACUAAUGAAAUACUCAAUAGGUUAUAUACAGAAGUGUUAGAAUCAGACAAUGCUGAUUUGGUGACUGAUCUAUUAGCUAAUGCAUUUGGACACCACCAAAGUCAACAAGUUGAUCCACUCUCACAAUUGUCUUCGUCCCUAAAUACUUUAAAUAAUUUGGCUUCUACAUUGUCAUCUUUUAAGACAGUAACUCCACCAAUGAAACCGUCAAACGACUCAAACUGGUCAGAUGAUCCUGAUGCUAAUCGAACUACUCAAGAAUUUAUUUUAUCAAGAGGUUUCUCUUAUGAAGAUCAUUAUGUUACAACCAAAGAUGGAUACAUUUUACAUCUAUUUCGUAUCAUCAAUCCUUAUGCAGAGCACGCCUUAGGAGCUGACAAUUUACAUCCAGUCCUUCUUCAACAUGGCCUAUUUGCUACUUCUUCCGUCUGGAUGUUGAACUCGUUUGAUGAAAAAAUAAUUCCAUGGGUUCAUGAACAAAAAUCUGAGAUGAAAGGUAACAGUCUGGCCUUUCUUUUGUCCAAUUCAGGAUAUGAUGUUUGGCUUGCCAAUAAUCGAGGCAACAGUUAUUCACAAAAUCAUACAACACUGGAUCCAGAAGAUGAUGAAUUUUGGGACUUUACUAUAGAUGACAUGGCCAUGCAAGACACAUCUGCUGUUAUCGACUACAUUCGUUACUUAACGGACAAAAAAAUAACUGUUAUUGGGCAUUCAUUUGGUACAACACAAGUGCUUGCGCUGCUUUCAUUCGCUCCUCAUUACUCUUAUUACAUCGAUAUGUUCAUCGCUUUAGGUCCAAUCGGCUAUUUUGGUAAUGUGAAAGGUCCUUUUGGUAAACUUUUAGACAGCUCACUUGCCCUUGAUAUAGUUGGACUUUAUGACGGAAAAUUUCCCCCUAAAAUUGAUCGAACCAUUAAAAACAUUUUCACGUCCUUUUGUGAAAAUCCAUCUUUAAGAGUUAUCUGCACAGCUGUAUUUGACAUGAUAGGUGGCAUGAACCCUGACAAAAUAGACGAGAGUCGACUAGGCGUCUAUUUCAAUAACAUUGAUUAUGUUUCUAUGAAAACAGUUGAGCAUUUAUUUCAAGCUAAAGAAUCUAACAUUUGGCGUCUUUUUGAUCAUGAUGAAGACACCAACAACGAUCUAUACGGAUAUGAGACGCCUCCAAAAUAUCCUUAUUCAAACAUUGAUUUGGACAAAAUUAUACUUAUAAGUGGACUUAAUGAUCGUAUUGCGUCCACAGAUGAUGUUCAGCAAUUAAGGAAAAAAUUAAAAAGUAAAAUUUUCCACGAUUACAUUGUCAGUGAUAAAAGAUGGAACCAUUUUGAUUAUAUUUAUGGUAUUGAUGCUGGUGAACAAGUCAACAAUUAUAUUGUAAAUGUGCUCACGAAAUACGUAGAGCAUUAUCCUUUGUAAUGUCCGUGAAACAAUUUGUGGAUAUCGAGAUGUUGUAUCUGAUAGCAGAAAUUUUGUGCAAUGUAAUACAAUUGAUGGAUAGCAUAAGUCGUGAUUUAUUAUUACAAUAACCUAGAUGAUUUUUUGCCUCUCCUUAACCCAAUAUGUACAUGAUAGUGAAGAGGGUACAAGUGAGAAUAGAAAAAUACAAUAAAACAGAAAAAAAACAAUUCAUAUGAAA